GAGCCCUCUGCGGGGCGGGGCGGGCCGGGAGCCGCCCCCGCCGGGAGCUGCGGGACCCGCAUGGACCGAGCCGGAUGAACAAAGACUUCCCCAGCUGAGCUAUUCCAGAGGCUCCUGAGCUGCCUGUGGGUAGUGAGUCAACAAAUGGUCUCUGUGAGCUGCCAGGAGCUGCUGCCCUCCUUGACCAGCCUCGAGAGCUUGACCAGUGCUCUGCAGUGCAGGAUGCCACCGUCCCUUCUGCCAGGACAUGGCAGUGAGAGGACAUCUGGCCCCCCAGAGGGCUUUGGCCACCUCCUGGCAGGCAGCACUAGCCCCGCUGAAGGCGUCCUGCUGUCCAAGGGGGAACAGCCCAAAGCCCAGCUCGCCGUCUGCGAGGCUCAGCUCAGGCUGCCCGACUUCUGCAGCAGCCUCUCCCAGGACUUCAUCCCCACCCUGGAGGAGAUCGAGGAGUUCCUGAGGGAGAAGGCAGAGUUCCUCAGAGAUGAAGGAGGAGGGAGGGACAGCAAGCCCGAGGUCAGCUCGGGUGGCUCUGGGGAACAGCCCGUCUCCGGAGUGCAGGGAGAUGCCUCAAGCACUGCUCAGCCUGGAGGGACAGCUGAUGGUGGGGACCGGGCAGUGGCUGCUGGGAGCAUCCCUGUUGUCCUCCAAAUCCAGCCUCUCCAGAUGGACAGCCACCCACAGGGUGUCAGGGUGGCCCAGCUGGUCAUCAGCCUGCAGGGCCCAAACCUCCCCCUCCUCCCUCAGCUCCAGCCCCCCGUGACCACCGUGGACCAAAAAUACGUCAGGAUUGCCCCCCUGCCAGUCCCCACGAGGCCUGGGGCUCUGGGGGAUGUGCAGGAGGUGGAGGCAGCCCCCGGGCACCAGCAGGGCCCCCCUGCCCUCUCCCGGAUCCACAAGUGCUCCCACCCUGGCUGUGACAAGGUGUAUUCCAAGAGCUCCCACCUGAAGGCUCAUUUCCGUCGGCACACCGGGGAGAAACCCUACACCUGUGCCUGGCCCAACUGCGGCUGGAGGUUCUCCCGGUCGGACGAGCUCUCCCGUCACAAGCGCUCCCACUCCGGGGUGAAGCCCUACCAAUGUGCUGCCUGUGAGAAGAAGUUUGCCCGCAGUGACCAUUUAGCCAAACACCUGAAGAUCCACCGGGGCCAGCCCUGCAGCCCACGGACACCUCAGGGGGGCAGCAGGAGGUAAUUCCUGCUGCUCAUCCCUGCCAAGAGGCCCCAGAGCCGAGCAAACGGUGCGGAAACCACCAAGGAAGAGGGGGAAAUGACUCUUUGCCAAAUGAUAGGAGAGGCUGUGUCAGCCCUCUGUUCAAGGAUGACAAUGGUCAUGGCCUGUUUCUGGUACUUCUGUCCUUCUCUGAAAUACAUGUGAUGGAAA
Pipra filicauda (Wire-tailed manakin) is the source of this 1380-nucleotide messenger RNA. Its product is annotated as Krueppel-like factor 15. Gene Ontology annotation, biological process: regulation of transcription by RNA polymerase II. The record is from RefSeq and is a predicted model, not a curated record. The transcript has 3 exons. Gene Ontology annotation, molecular function: DNA-binding transcription factor activity, RNA polymerase II-specific; RNA polymerase II cis-regulatory region sequence-specific DNA binding. NCBI's taxonomy places the organism in Eukaryota, Metazoa, Chordata, Aves, Passeriformes, Pipridae. Bases 145 to 1191 code for a protein of 348 amino acids.